Molecule: messenger RNA, 1457 nt
Organism: Asterias rubens (European starfish)
Lineage: Eukaryota; Metazoa; Echinodermata; Asteroidea; Forcipulatida; Asteriidae
Product: glucose-6-phosphatase 3-like
Exons: 4
Coding region: 296-1324 (342 amino acids)
Biological process (GO): gluconeogenesis; glucose 6-phosphate metabolic process
Cellular component (GO): membrane
Molecular function (GO): glucose-6-phosphatase activity
Source: RefSeq, a predicted model, not a curated record
UCAAAAAAUAAACACCACACAGGAUGUAGCCUACAUGUAAAUUAGGAAGUACCUGUAUAAUUCUCUGAACUGUCUUGUAUUUCAUGAUUUUUAGUGGCAAUUCUAGGUUGUUGGUAUCAGUUAUGUUGUGGUUACUGAUUCAAUGUGAGUGCCGCUUCAACAACUCAACAAAACAUUGCAACACUGCCGGUGCAGAGCCCAAUUGCAAUUCCCCCACCUGUUCUGAUCAACCACCGGCAAGCUGACUCAGUGACUGUGUCAGUGUCAGUAGACGGUUAAAAAAAACUUGAUCAGCAUGGAUUGGUUGCAGACAGCAGAGAUCACCCACAUACAGAAACUUCAACAUGUCUUCGGAGAUUAUUCUGAGAUAAUGUUGUUUUUGUCGCAGCUUGGCGACCCGCGUAGUGCCUUCUUGGUGUGUGUGCCUUUGGUUUAUUGUGUCAGUCGAGCCAAAGGUUUGAAGGUGAUGUGGGCUGCUGUCAUGUCGGAAUGGCUCAAUCUUAUCUUGAAGAAGUUACUGCAUGGCCAACGACCCUAUUGGUGGAUUCAUUUCAGUAAUUUAUUCAACGAUUCCAACCGGCCAAUCAUCAAGCAGUAUCGACUGACAUGUGAGACUGGGCCAGGCGUACCCUCUGGUCAUGCAAUGGUCACCACGGCAGUUUGGUUCAUCAUGAUGUCAUCCUUAGCAACAUACCUCCAAUCCGCCAAUCAGAAGAGUCGUACUACAAAGUUAUUGAGUCUUCUCCCAUGGCUGUUCCUGUCUGGACUGGCUUCUGUUGUGUGUGUAUCUAGGGUGUUUAUCGCAUCACAUUUCACACACCAAGUAUUCCUGGGCGUUUUUGUAGGUCUUGUUGUUGGACUUCUUGUUGCCAAACUCCCAGUAGAAACCUUCGCAACCUCCACCCACUUAGCCUUUGCAUUCAGCACCGUCUUAGUAACCUUCAUCCAAAAUGGUCUUCUGAUAGCCAUGGAUAGUGACCCCGCUUGGUCGAUACCCCUCGCUCUCCGAUGGUGCGAUCACAAAGAGUGGGUACAUCUGGACACGACGCCGUUUUACACCCUGGCACGGGAUUUCGGGAGCCUGGCCCUGAUGGUCGUGGCCGAGAGAGCAGUUGCACUCAAAGAGAUCCCCAGUGUCCUUCGUAAGAUCGUAGCGGCGGGGAUGUGUCUGGUGUUUGCGCAGGUUGCUGAGCUUGUCAAAUUCUCUGUUGUUGAUGUCAAUGUCUUUUACUUACUGGGAGCUGUGAAGUAUGGUUUAAUCAUGGUUGGAGUUGUUGUUAUAAAACGCCUUUGGUGUUGUGGCGUUAAAGACAAAAAAUGCUGACAGCCCGAAUAACAUCUUUUAAAAUCAUUGCUGUGUAGCCCCUGCUCACAUACAUGAUUCGAACUGCGAACUGCCUCUAGCCAAAAGGCUAGCUUGGUGUUCUGGGGCCAAUUUCAUAGAGCUGCUUAAGCAA